AUGCUGGUGUUGCGUAGUAUACGAAAGAACAUUCUUGCUGGACGCGAUAAACAAAAACUAGACAAUGCGGCAAGCCGGGAGGCACUCAAAACCCUUCACUUCAAACUAUAUAAAUCACUCACGAUUCUACGGAUCCUCCUCCUCACCUGUACUGGUCUCGCCCUCGUCUUUCUCCUUGGUCUUCUCGUGUAUUCCCUCAUUCUGUUUGCAAAAAUGGACUUUUCUGUGUCCACAGCAGUGUCCCGCGUAAAGACUUAUAUGCGUAAACAAGAGGACACUCCUGUAAAGUCUCCUAUGGAAGUUAUUCUUUAA
This is a messenger RNA of Dibothriocephalus latus, 312 nucleotides long. The record is from the annotation of a GenBank genome assembly. NCBI's taxonomy places the organism in Eukaryota, Metazoa, Platyhelminthes, Cestoda, Diphyllobothriidea, Diphyllobothriidae.